CUCAGUGGCAGUGGGUGAGCCACCCAGCCCAGCUGGGCAACCGGGAUGGCCUUGGGUUCUGGAAUCCUGAAGAUUCUUCUUUUCUUAAAUUUUGGUGGAGUUCAGGUGCUGGCAAAAGGAAAAUCUACUGGUGUGGAAAUAGAAAUCAAAUAUGCCAUCAUUGGAAUUACACUGGGAAUCAUUAUCUCAGCUGGUUUUCUAGCACUGAAGAUCUGUAUGAUCCGAAAACAUAUGUUUGAUAAUGAUUCCUCAGACACAUCUAUCCGAAGAAAGAGCAACACAAGAUCCAACUUGAAUUCCUCUGACAGAGAUGCUCAAGUGAUUGAACUCUAACCGGCUGCUGGUUUCCGAUGGUGUGCGAUUGACUUGGACAACACAUGCUACGACCAUCCUCAGGGGUGCUGCUGAAUCCGUACAGAAGUUUAACAUUCAAGGCUGUUAAUUCAAGGGAUCAAAGACAACCUGUUUACUGAUGGAGACAAAUGAAGAGAGGAAGAGAUUCCUAAGUGCAUCUGUUCUUAAAAAGAGGAAGUACUUUCUUUUCUAGAUGAGGAUGAUGGCUCACUUUUAGCAGGGCAAGAGGUUGAAUUGUUCUGUUAUUAAUGGGGAUGGAUUUACACUGACCUGUGCACAUAAUAUUCAGUUCCCUUUCUAACCACCAGCUUACAUUUGCUAGGUGGAUCAUGGGACUACAGACCAUUGCUAUGAAACAUUAAAAAAAAAAAAUCAACCAGUUCUCUCAAGUAUAAAGCUGCGAGCUGAACUUCAUUAGCACUAUGGGUCUAAACUAAUAGCAUUCCCAUUUGCCUCAUCAGCCACCUUCCUCAUUCCUGCAGCCUUCUGGAUGCUGUACAUAUAUUUCAUGGGACCACUGGAUUAUUAACCUAGAUGUGCAAGGGACUUCUAAGGCCAUAUAGUCUAAUUUCCUCAAUUUGCAGAUGAGGUAACAGGCACAGAGAAGUUAAUGGGCUUACCUAAGUCCACACAAAUAGUAUUAGGGAUGAGAUUUGAACCCGGGUUCAUUGAAUCCAGAGUUACUCCUCUUUUUUACUAUACAGCAUCACUGGCCACUUCCAAUAGCAUUAUAAUUCUCACAAAAUUCCAGAGAUAUAACUAGGGUGAGAUGCACAGGGGUUGUGCCUUAGGGAAAUAUGUUUAGAGGACACUGCAAUAUCUUUUAGUCCUUUAGCAUAACUGAAACAACAGGGCUAGUUAGAUUAACUAGCUAGUUAGAUUAAUAACUAAACUAAGUAAGUAAGCUAGUAAGAUUAAUAAGUGAAUAUAUUAAGUGAUUAAAUGAAAAACUCUCAGAAGGUGAGAGGGGAGAGCAGGUGAGCUUCUGCUUAUUACCUAUACCUACUUCCUCAUGCCUUAACUACAGGAUAUCCAGUUCUCUUCUUCAUCCUGCUCAUCUGAAGCCUUGCUCCACACAGUUUAUCCAAAGCACAGUUUGUGAAACUAAUCCUUAUUUCAAACAAUUCUAGUUCUGGCUCUUUUUGCAGCCUGCUGGAUACUAUGUCUGUAUUUCAGGCAUAUUCAGAGUUCCUAACCUUGAAGAACAUGGAGACUAAAACAGAAUGGAAUGUAAUUGGUAUUGAACCUAAAAGUUUGCCCAUUAUUAUUAUUAUUAUUCUUUUAAUUUUUUGCUGAGGCAGUUGGGAUUAAGUGACUUGCUCAGGGUCACUGAGCGAGGAAGUGUUAAAUGUCUGAGGCUGGAUUUGAACUCAAGUCCUCCUGACUUCAGGAAUGGCGCUGCAUCCAUUGUGCCGUCUAGCUACCCCACUUGACCAUUAUUUUUUUUUAUUAAAAGUUUUAAUCUUUCAAAACAUAUGCAUGGACAAUUCUUCAACAUUAGCCCUUGAAAGACCUUGUGUUCCAAUUUUCCCUCCCUCCCCCCACGCCCUCCCCUAGAUGGCAGAUAAAGUCCAAUAUAUGUUAAACAUGGUAGAAAUAUAUUUGACCAUUAUUUUAAGAAAAAAGGAGAAAUAGAGGAAGGUGGCAAGGCCUUAGAAGUGGGGUAAAUUUUACCCAGAAAAGUACUGGGAAAAUGAAUGGAGGAGAAAUGUAGUAUCCCAGAAUUAGAGUUGAAGAAGGUAUAAUAAAUUAAUUAGUCCUGCUCAUUUUACAGAUAAGGAAAGAGGGCCCAAGAGAAAAGAAAUGACUUGCCAAGGAUGAUACAUACAGUAGGAUCAUAGCAUUAUAGAUAGAGAUGGAAUGGAUUUUAGAGGCAAUUUAACAAAACCAGGAUGCAAACCCAGCACCACAGACUUCAAAUCUGAUAUUCUUUCCUCUACCCUGUGACCCAGCAAUGAUAAGAAAAAGAUAUAAGAAGAGUCUUUUCAAUCUUCUUUCAAAAAUGGCAAAAGGCUCCAUCCCAACAUGCAUGGGCUUAAGUGUAGAAUGUGGAAAGAAAAAGAAGAGCUUGAAGAACCAGUCCGAACCCAAGGUUAUUGACUGUUUGUCCACAGUCUUCCCAUUGUAAAAUGUCUCCUGCCAGAAUUUCUUUCCUCUUCCCAUUACAUUAACUCUGGUGUGUUUAACAACUUACAAAUCUCCUACUUACCGGACCAGCCUGAGAAAUCUGGAGACUUCAACACGGACAAAGCCAUCCUCCACGGGGCGUUCCUGCCUCUGUGAGCCUACGUCCUCCUCGUGAAGGAUGAAAGAUGAGCUAUAUUUCAAGGCAAAGUGUUCUAUGAUAAUAAUUCUCUGAGAUUCCCAAGGUGUCUUUUAUCUGACUUGAUAACGAUGUAAUUCGGCAGCAGCCUUUGUUAACGCAUCACCUAAAGCGGUAAUGUGAUACUUAUAAGUAAUUUUCUCCAUGUAAGAUAAAAUAAACCAUCUUGUAAGAUA
Molecule: messenger RNA, 2853 nt
Organism: Antechinus flavipes (yellow-footed antechinus)
Lineage: Eukaryota; Metazoa; Chordata; Mammalia; Dasyuromorphia; Dasyuridae
Gene: TMEM273
Product: transmembrane protein 273
Exons: 6
Coding region: 46-333 (95 amino acids)
Source: RefSeq, a predicted model, not a curated record